CGCUUGGUGAAGUUUCAUUGGAGGAGAAAGAAGAGGAGGAACUAAGGAGAACAUUGUCAGUUAGUGGUGUUGUCAAAAGUCAGUUAAUGAAUGGCCUCUGCACUGCUCAAUUUAGUGAUGAAGAUUUGAAACUGAAAUACUGCUACAAGGAUGAGGCACUUUCCAUUAUCCCUAGCAUUUCACUGCCUUCAAAUGCUUUAUCAUUUGCAUUCAAGCGUCGGUUCACUCCUUCGAAUAAGUUGAGCUACUGGUACAAUUUUGAUACUAACAACUGGAGUACUGUGUACAAGCACACCUAUGGGAAGGAUUUCAAGUUUAAAGCUGGCUAUGAUUCAGAGGUGCGUCUUGGCUGGGCAUCGCUUUGGGUAAGUAUUACUAUUUAUUAAGAUUUUCAACCGUUGUUUUUCUUAUUUGUCUUCAAUUGUAAUUAUAUCUCAACCUAUUGGGCAAGUGUCACAAUUUUUGCACCUCUGCAGUGACAGAGUCAAUGUUGAUGGGUCUUCUAUCUCUCAAUGAUAAUUUAAACUCAUUUCAAGCUU
Molecule: messenger RNA, 539 nt
Organism: Populus euphratica (Euphrates poplar)
Lineage: Eukaryota; Viridiplantae; Streptophyta; Magnoliopsida; Malpighiales; Salicaceae
Product: outer envelope pore protein 37, chloroplastic-like
Exons: 4
Coding region: 87-386 (99 amino acids)
Biological process (GO): monoatomic cation transport
Cellular component (GO): chloroplast outer membrane
Molecular function (GO): monoatomic ion channel activity
Source: RefSeq, a predicted model, not a curated record